This is a messenger RNA of Orbilia oligospora ATCC 24927, 1728 nucleotides long. RefSeq lists its product as uncharacterized. The record is from RefSeq and is a predicted model, not a curated record. Lineage: Eukaryota; Fungi; Ascomycota; Orbiliomycetes; Orbiliales; Orbiliaceae. Bases 1 to 1728 code for a protein of 575 amino acids. The transcript has a single exon.
AUGACCCACCACCGCCCUUCAAAACCACAUAAACUCCUACUCUCUCCCCUCUUCAUUCUAUUACUACCAACCUUGACACAUGCCCAAAUAUCUAGCUAUUUCCCACCAUAUCUAAAAUCCUGCAUCGACCGUUGCCAACCUCUCUGGAGUGCAAAUUACGACUGCACACUCUCCGGUCAAUCCAGUCUCGACUGUCUUUGUCAAUCAUCAUGGGUGGAGCAAUUUUACGAAGGCAGUACUUGUACCUGCACGUCCGACUUUGAGUCCCAGGAGUUUAGGAAUUGGUUUCAGGGAACCGGCGGUUGUAAUGUUUAUGUUGAGGCGAGGAUAAGAAGUAGUGAGACUUCAGUUCCGACAUCUACGGUUGAAUCUAGCAGUAGCAGUAGUACAGAGGAAGAAACUACGACAACGUCGGAAAGCACAUCGAGGAGGACAACCAGUAGUGUUGAAAGUACAACUACAUCGGACUCAGAAUCAACUACAACCAGGGACUCGACAUUUACAACUUUACCAUCAACCACAGACACUGGAACCAGAGGUAGCGAACAAACUGGACCAGCAACAUCGACUCCUACUCUUACUGGCUCAGAACAAGAUUCUUCAUCAUCAUUCAUCACGGAUCAGAACAAAAGAUGGGUUAUUCCGACUAUUACCAUUGGCGGACUGAUAGUUGUUGGUGCUGGAAUCUUCGCAUUUCUAUUUUUCUGCUGUGGUUUCUGUAGGAGAAGUGGCCGUGGGAGGUAUUCUAAGGCGCAUAACCCGUCGCUCGGCGGCAGCGCCCUUGCGGUCGGCGAAGCUAGUGCUGCGGCAGGUGUCUUGGGGAAACGGAAAAAGAAGCGAAUGUGGCUAUCCACUAUUCCAUUCUUUGGAGUUUCCAAGAGCAAUCGCAGCGAUGGAAGCGGGGAUACACUUGUUGGCGAUCCGUAUGAUUCACAGAACCCUUAUCAAUCCAGAAAUUCGAUGGUCGACACAGGUUAUUAUGGUGCCGGAGCCGGGUUGAUGGGAUUAGGUGGUGGUGGUGCCGGAGGGCCGGGAUAUGUGCCGUAUCAACAUGGUGCACCGUUGCCGCCUAUCGAUGAAGUACAGAGUAUUGCGGAAAGUACGGUUACCAGGGAUAGAGGAUUCGUUCAUACCAGGAGUCCACUUGCCGACGAAGAUGAGCCAUUCCAGUUUGGAUAUGCGGAACAACAGGGUGUUAGUACUUACAGUCCCGUGGGUAACGGUGGUAGGGAGAGUAUGAUUCUACCGCCUAUGCCGGUUCAUCAGGGAUUUGGGGAAGGACUUAUUGGCACGGCUCUUACGACUAGUGCUGCUGCUACCGCUGCUGAAAAUAGAAGCCGGAGGGAAAACGGAGAUAUGUCAAGUUUUUCGAAUCGCUAUGAAGAUUUAGAAUCAAGGAGGAUGGAUAGGAGGAUGUUUGAUCCGUUUGGAAACCCGAUGCCUAUGCCUAUGGAAGGAGCAGGGAUGGUUAUUCCUAGGAAGGAGAUACGGAGCACGCCGACCACACCCGUUGGAGAACAAGUUAGGAGUAUGACGGUUAGUCCACCGGCUAGCACUGUUAGCAUUGCUAGUAGUUCGGGCUUUGGCGGCGGGGGAGGUCCCUUAGCGGGUAGAGGGGGAAGCGGUGGGUUCUCGGGAUUCCCUAGAGCGCCGGCACCGGCGGGGAGUGGGUUAUUUACACAACAGCCUGGGAGGAGACCAGGAGAUUAUUAUGAAGACUAUAGAUGA